AUGCGUCGUGGGUGUUUUAUAACCCAUGAUAUGUUAGACACAUUUGAUCCAUCUUUCUUUGGCAUCAGUGAAAGCGAAGCGGCCUCUGUUGAUCCAGGUUAUCGUCUCUUGCGCUCAAAAUUCGUUCAUCUCAUGGACGACGCGGGUAUUCCCAUAGAACAAAUUAAGGGUAGUCAAACAGCUGUUUACAUCGGCCAGUUUUCAACUGACCAUCAACCAAACGUGGGUGUUUAUCAUGCUGCUUCACGCCUUUCUUACCAUUUUGAUCUUCAUGGACCGCGUAUUGCAAUAGAUACGGCUUGUUCACCUUCACUUCAAACUAUUCAUCUUGGAAUUCAAACACUGAGAAAUGGUGAAGCAACGCUAGCGGUUGUGGGUGGAACAAAUUUAAAUUACAGACCCGAAACGGUUUGUGUGGCUUCACUUUCUACUAUGAUCUCUUCAGAUGGCCGCUCGCUUUCAUUUUCCGCAGAUACUAAUGGUUAUGCGAAAGGUAAACAUUGUUCUUAAGUUAAUAUAGUAGUAGAUUUUUGGCAUGGUAAGCGCUGUUUUGCUUGUUCAUUGUUCGUGAUUUUAUAAACAAGAUCAGCUUUUAAUUGUUUCGAUAGGAUGAUAUUACAAUUUUGAUAUAAAACAAAUAGGUUUGAGACUGCUACAUCCUCCGUUCAUGUGCUAUGUGUUAUGCUUUUAUUAGGUGAACAAGCAGGAAGCUCAAAUUUUCCCCAGAUGCUGACCAUUGUAAGAUGAUCUCAAUCCAAUGAAUAAAUCUAACAAUAGAUGUACAAAUUUAUUGGCUGGAUAUAUUCUAAAGAUCUGAUCCAUUCUAAGUCACUGUGAUAUUGCUUUACAUAUUCUUUCGAUGCACUCUAUUUUGCUUUAUAUAUUCUUGCGACCGAGCUUCAUUGAUGGUAUGUGAGACCCAGUUUGUUUCCAUUUGUAAGGUGCGCGCAAUGCAAAGGUUGAGUACUAUUUUAUUUUUGGGUUUCUUAUACAUCAUUCGAUAGAGAAUUUCACGCUGAUCGAGAAUAUUAGCCUUUUAGCCUUCUCAGUGUACGUUUUUAUGUAGAAAAAUUCGAAAUACUAUGAGGGUCUCGAAAUCGGAAAAAACCUUCAUGUGGUUCAAAUUGAAUAUGUUUUUUCCUUUGUAUUUUGAAGCUUCCAAACAUUCUUUUUCGGAUUCAGCAUUGAAAACUGAAUUAGAAAAUGUGUUUUCAAAGUUCUCCACGUAUUACGUGGCCGGUGCAGAAAACCAAGUAUCCUUUUUCCAAAAUUCUUUUUCUUCCUUGAGAUGUUGAAUUUCCAUUAAAACAUUGCGGUGUUCACCUAAAAUCGAGGGGGUCCUUUUGCAAUAACUUUUUCAUUUCUUCAUACAUAUUUUUGAAACCUAUACUGUUAGAUAGCCCUUGAAAUUCUCUACAAACUGAUCUAGUCAGACAAUCUAGAUCGGUCGGCUCGGUCAUCAAGAACGUGCAAAAAACGCGUUGAACCUACGGAAAACGCCUGUGGAACAGUCCUUUAGCCAUUUUUCUGUAUUACUGGAAAACUAUAUAUGGCGAUGAUCAGUCUGGUCGGAAGACCUUUUGGGGCAUCCGGGAGAAUUGCUAUAAAUCAGUUAUCACGACUCUCUCAGAGCUGUAAAACAUUUAAUUUUGU
This is a messenger RNA of Didymodactylos carnosus, 1653 nucleotides long. Lineage: Eukaryota; Metazoa; Rotifera; Eurotatoria; Philodinida; Philodinidae. The record is from the annotation of a GenBank genome assembly.